AUGGGAAGAAGAACUGAAGCAGAUUCAAACCGACAAAAGACUUUCUAAACUUCGAAGAAGACUUACAGAUGAAACCCACACUAGGCAUGGAGGAGGCAAAGACCAGCAAUAGCUAUCCAGUGACCAUCACACAACCAGAGGAUGUGCAGAAAGGCAAAUCGAAGUUCAUACGAAAUGUUGCGAUUGCCUUCAUCGGAUUUGUGUUGGUGGCAGUCGUCAUUGUGGUGUCCGUGUACUUUGGCAUCAGAUCGACUAAGGAUACGUACCAGGAGGCGUGGCACACUUUCCGAGACCAAGAAGGUCGGUACAUGGAGGAGAAAGUGAACAAGACCAAGGACAUGACUGAGAUACACGUUCCCAACAGCGUCCAUAUCAUCUAUGACUACACUAACGGAAUUUCAGUUGAGCGUUUUACUGACGUCCAGACAAAGAUACGGGGACCGUGCUAUGUCAAAUUCCUCAAUAGCAGCAAGACUAACAUCUCCCCCGACACUGACCAGACAACAGAUGAUUCUGGCCCCUAUGAAAACAAGGUGGAUUCGCAACACUGGAGGUUUACAGACCGGAAAGUGCCAUCCUAUCUGACGUCAGCACCACGUGUCCAGGAAAUGUGCAAGGGCACUGACAUCUUCUGGAUGGAGAAAAUGCCAGAGUCGUCAAUACAGAAGAGGCAGACAGACGGUUAUGAAUGUAGUUUGAUCAUCUGGAGGACUUUUAUCUACCUUUGGGAAAACUACCUGUAUAAGGAAUGGAUAUGCCGCUAUCCCAGCGGGAUAUAUGCAUUCAACUACUGGGAGCUAUGGAAAGUAUAAGCCUAAGAAAUGACAGAGACGUCAAUACAGAAGAAGCAGGCAGACGGUUAUCAACGUAGUUUGAUCAUCUGGAGGACUUUUACCUACCUUUGGGUUACCUACCUGUAUAAGGAAUGGAUUUGCCGCUAUCCCAGCGGGAUAUAUGCAUUCAACUACUGAGAGAUAUGAAGAGUAUAAGCCUAAGGUAUAUGCAGUCACAUUGUUAAGAUUUCAGCCAGGUCAGUGAUGCAACAGAUGACAAAAGGUCAAGUUGAACGUGCAAUUAAUAGACCUGGGAAAGACGUUUCUAUGUGCACUGCCACUCAGUUCGACGAACACCAUUUAAAAUGUAUAUAAUAUGCCCAAUACUUUUCUUUCUAUAUGCAUUUAGCUGUAUUGUUUAAAUUGUCUUUUUUAUUUUUAGCCUCAUCUUGAAGUAAACUUAAACAAUAAAUCUUUAAUAAAAUUGCAUGUGAAUAGCGGAUCAUGUUUACAUAUGUACCUUUAUUUGUGUAUUUGUAUUUCUACCGAGAUGUACAUACUAAUUAUUAUGUAUCCAUAUAUCUUUUUUAAAUAAACCUGUAGCUAUAA
Messenger RNA from Dreissena polymorpha, 1382 nucleotides. RefSeq lists its product as uncharacterized. Bases 69 to 812 code for a protein of 247 amino acids. Lineage: Eukaryota; Metazoa; Mollusca; Bivalvia; Myida; Dreissenidae. The record is from RefSeq and is a predicted model, not a curated record. The transcript has 7 exons.